AUGACAACCUCUCAGACGCUCCGAUUCGCGAGCACGACCAUCACCAGCCUCAUCGGCACUUCCACCAGCAGCUCCGGCGACCCAGACGACGACAUCCCGGACCCGUUGACGAAUCCGGCGACUUCGAGGAUCGUCAAGGUCACCAUCGCGUGCGCUAUCGUCGAAGCUGAACGGCUACAUCGCUCGUCUUCACAGAUCGCCGGUCUCUACCGAUCACACCGCGAGACCCGCCGACGACGUGCUAUCCAAACGACCCUCGCCACCGGGGGCCAAGUGCCAGGAUGGAUGACUCAAGAGACUAAGAAGAAAUGGGGCGGGAGAAAGGUCAAGAAUGCGCACAAGCAGGUCGAAUGGGAGGGGAUCGCCGCAUGA
Filobasidium floriforme is the source of this 372-nucleotide messenger RNA. RefSeq lists its product as uncharacterized. Lineage: Eukaryota; Fungi; Basidiomycota; Tremellomycetes; Filobasidiales; Filobasidiaceae. The coding region runs from base 1 to 372 and encodes 123 amino acids. The transcript is spliced from 2 exons. The record is from RefSeq and is a predicted model, not a curated record.